AUGGGUUUCACCGGCGUCCACCAAAUGUCCGAGCCAUCACUGAAGGACAGCCUCCUGAACGAGUUCCAGGACAUCUUCAGGGACACGUUGGGCAAAUUUUAUAUGCAAAACUACCAGCACAUCUUGGCUUUGGAAUUUGCAAUCAAAGAAAUCAAUGAGAAUUCCAGGAUCUUGCCAAACAUCACCCUUGAUGAGAACAGUGACAAUCAAUGCACUGGUGAGGAGUCACUGGAGACUCUUCCUGAAUCUGUGAUUGAAUCUAGUAUAACUGGGCAAAGUUAUAGCAUUUACAAUGCUGUCUAUGCAGUGGCCCAUGCUUUGCAAGCCAUGCUUUCAUCUAAGAGCAGAAAAAGAGGAAAUGCUUGGGAACUCAGUCAACAGUCCUGGCAGUUCCAUUGGUAUCUGAAAGCUGUUUCUUUUAACAAUAAUGCUGGAGACGUGGUUUCCUUUGAUGAAAGAGGAGAACUAGCAACUGGAUUUGAUGUUAUCAACUGGGUCACCUUCCCCAACCAAUCAUUUCAUCGAAUCAAAAUUGGAAACAUAGCUCCAGUGACUCCCCCUGAAAAUCUCCUUACUCUUUCUGCAGAGGAGAUCAUCUGGCCCACCAUGUUUAACCAGAUACAGCCCUUUUCUAUGUGUAAUCCUCCAUGCUCAUCAGGUUGGAGCAAAAUAAAAAUAGAAGGAAAGCCCUUUUGCUGCUAUGAUUGCCUUAAAUGCCCAGAAGGAAAAAUUUCAAACAAGACAGAUGCAGAUGACUGUUUCCCAUGUUCAGAAGAUCAGUACCCAAACAAAGCUCACAACCUUUGCAUUCCAAAACACAUCACAUUUUUGUCUCAUGAAGAGUCUCUGGGAAUUAACCUGACAGCUAUUGCUUCCUUCUUUUCUUUAAUCUCAGUUAUGGUCCUGGGAAUCUUCAUUAAGCAUCGGGACACCCCCAUUGUCAAAGCCAACAACCGGAACCUCACCUAUAUUCUUCUCAUUGCUCUCCUCCUCUCCUUCCUCUGCACUUUGCUCUUUAUUGGCCAACCAGAUCAAGUAAAAUGUCUCAUGCGACAAACUUCUUUUGGCAUAAUCUUCUCUGUAGCUCUUUCUUGUAUAUUGGGGAAAACAAUCAUAGUGGUCCUUGCUUUCAUGGCCACCAAGCCCGGAUCCAAAAUGAGGAAAUGGGUGGGGAAAAGGCUGGCCAACGCUAUAGUUCUUUCAUGCUCUUUGACACAAUUCUCCAUUUGUGCAGUGUGGUUGACAAUUUCCCCCCCAUUCCCAGAUUCUGACAUGCACUCCAUGGCUGAAGAAAUUGUCCUAGAAUGUAAAGAAGGUUCAACCACUAUGUUUUAUAUUGUUCUUGGUUUCUUGGGAUUCUUGACUGCUUUCAGCUUCUCAGUAGCCUUCCUAGCUAGGAAGUUACCUGACAGCUUUAAUGAAGCCAAAUUUAUCACCUUCAGCAUGUUGGUCUUUUGUAGUGUCUGGAUAUCCUUUGUUCCCACCUAUCUGAGCACCAAGGGAAAAUACAUGGUAGCUGUGGAGAUCUUUUCCAUUUUGGCUUCUGCAGCUGGAUUACUGGGUUGCAUCUUUUCCCCCAAAUGUUACAUUAUUAUUCUGAGACCUAAUUUGAACAGAAAGGAACAGCUGACAAAGAAAUGAAACUGAUUUACUUGCUCCUCUCUAAAUUGUGACAAAAUCCUCAUUUGCUUAAUUAAAGGGCUACUGACCAUCUUGAAGAACUGA
Messenger RNA from Pantherophis guttatus, 1725 nucleotides. NCBI's taxonomy places the organism in Eukaryota, Metazoa, Chordata, Lepidosauria, Squamata, Colubridae. The record is from RefSeq and is a predicted model, not a curated record.